Messenger RNA from Tetranychus urticae (two-spotted spider mite), 471 nucleotides. The record is from RefSeq and is a predicted model, not a curated record. NCBI's taxonomy places the organism in Eukaryota, Metazoa, Arthropoda, Arachnida, Trombidiformes, Tetranychidae.
UAUAAGGACCAAGAGAUUGAAAGAGAUAAAAUUAAUUAUUAUAUGCGAGGAGGUUGUACAGCUUUGGUGUCUCUUUUUAUUCUCGGUAAACUUUAUGUUGCCAACGCCGGUGACAGUCGUGCUAUAGUUCAUAAAAAUGGGGAAGUAAUACCAAUGUCUUUUGACUUCACUCCAGCAUCGGAAAGAACAAGGGUCAAGUAUUUGGGUUUGUUGCGUCCUGACUUUUUAGGCAAUGAUUUUACUCAUUUAGAGUUUAUAAGACGUCCUCUCAGAAAAGAUCUUGGUAAAGAGUUGUUGUACAGAGAUGCAUACAUGUCUGGAUGGGCUUAUAAAACUGUUAAACCUGAAGAUUUGAAGAUUCCUUUGAUUCAUGGCGAAGGGAAAAGAAGUCGUGUUGCUGCAACAAUUGGUGUUACUCGUGGUUUUGGUGAUCAUGAAUUGAAAGCAGCUCAUGGUGAUAUUUACAUUAAA